AUGGCCACAUCUGGCAGGAUCAGUUUUACAGUGAGGAGCAUUUUGGAUUUACCAGAGCAAGAUGUUAAUAGCGUAAAGCAAGCCUCUGACCAUCACCACUCAGCGAACUCCACCGGCUCGCCGUACCGAGGGUGGAUAGAAACAGACAGAAAUCACUAUCUCUCUUCCGACGAGAGCGGCCCGGAGCUGAGCUUGCCCGACUCCACCCAAAGGUCGCUCCCCGCCCGCGGCUCGGAGGCCGAGGAGAAGAAGAAGAAGCGUCGGGUGCUCUUCUCCAAGGCGCAGACGCUAGAGCUGGAGCGGCGGUUCCGACAGCAGCGGUACCUCUCGGCUCCGGAGCGGGAGCAGCUGGCUCGGCUGCUCAGCCUCACCCCGACCCAGGUGAAGAUCUGGUUCCAAAACCACCGCUACAAGAUGAAGAGGGCGCGGAGCGAGGGCUCCGGCAGCCCCGCGCCGCGCCCGCCCGCCCUGCUCCGCCGGGUGGUGGUGCCGGUGCUCGUGCGGGACGGGGAGCCCUGCCGCGGCUGCCCCGCCAGACCGCCGCCGCCCGCCGCCCGCCCCAAGCCGGGCUGUGCCCUGCCGGGCUGCAGCACCCAGGCUGCCCUCGCCCUGCCGGGCUACCGAACCUGCCCCCCCGCCGCCGCCCUCGGCGUCUUUCCCGCUUACCAGCACUUAGCGCACCCCGCCGUCGUCUCCUGGGGAUGGUGA
Molecule: messenger RNA, 708 nt
Organism: Strigops habroptila (Kakapo)
Lineage: Eukaryota; Metazoa; Chordata; Aves; Psittaciformes; Psittacidae
Gene: NKX2-8
Product: NK2 homeobox 8
Exons: 2
Coding region: 1-708 (235 amino acids)
Biological process (GO): regulation of transcription by RNA polymerase II; cell differentiation
Cellular component (GO): nucleus
Molecular function (GO): RNA polymerase II cis-regulatory region sequence-specific DNA binding; DNA-binding transcription factor activity, RNA polymerase II-specific
Source: RefSeq, a predicted model, not a curated record